GGUGUUUGCCUGCAGCAAGAUGGCGGCAGCUUCAAUGUCAGUGGCGCUGAUGCAAGCCUUGUGGGGGAGAAGGGCAGCUACUUUAGCUACCGUUUCCGUUUCCAGGGUUCCAAGCAGGUUGUUGGGCACUUCCACAUGGAGACUGAUGUUGGAUCAAACUCGAGACAAGCAACUCAUCACAGUGGAUGAAAAAUUGGAUAUCACUACUUUAACUGGAGUUCCAGAAGAGCAUAUCAAAACUAGAAAAGUUAGGAUAUUUGUUCCUGCACGCAAUAACAUGCAGUCUGGAGUAAACAACACCAAGAAGUGGAAGAUGGAUUUUGAUACUAGGGAGCGAUGGGAAAAUCCUUUGAUGGGCUGGGCAUCAACGGCUGAUCCAUUGUCCAACAUGGUUCUGACCUUCAGUGCUAAAGAAGAUGCAGUUGCCUUUGCAGAAAAAAAUGGUUGGAGCUAUUACAUUGAUGAGAGAAAGGUUCCGAAACCCAAGUCCAAGUCUUAUGGUGCAAACUUUUCUUGGAAUAAAAGAACAAGGGUAUCCACAAAAUAGGUUGGCACUGACUAUAUCUCAGUACUUGACUGUGAAUAGUCAGUCAGCUGUGCAGUAUUUAUAGUCCAUGUAUAAUGCAUCUCUUAAGCUCCUAAUAAAUUUGACCUUUAAACU
Messenger RNA from Chrysochloris asiatica (Cape golden mole), 661 nucleotides. RefSeq names its product NADH dehydrogenase (ubiquinone) Fe-S protein 4, 18kDa (NADH-coenzyme Q reductase) (gene NDUFS4). Lineage: Eukaryota; Metazoa; Chordata; Mammalia; Afrosoricida; Chrysochloridae. The transcript is spliced from 5 exons. The record is from RefSeq and is a predicted model, not a curated record. Gene Ontology annotation, biological process: electron transport chain. The coding region runs from base 20 to 547 and encodes 175 amino acids.